AUGAAUAGUGGUAGAAAAUCGAGCUUAGGAAGGAAUCAAAAGCCAAAGCCACAAAUUCCUGUGCUAGUUAAACGAAAUAAUGUAACAAUUGUGCCAACAGUCGUUGCAAAUCACGACAUGGUUGUACCAAGUAACGAUAGACCAACGUCUACUGCAUCAAACACCAGUGUCAAAGUUAAGCCCCACUUUAUGAAAGCUGUUUUACCAUCAAUUUCUGGAAACUUAAGUAAUAUGAAAUUACAACAGCAAAAUCAAAACCCGUUAGAGAAUAUUAGAAUUCAGAAUCUUCGAGAUUUCGAUCAGCAGAUGGAUGAUUUCAUGAAUUUGACAAUCUCAUCUCCUUUUUAUCAGGCAAUUGAAACAUUUUUCAAUCAAUAUUUUAGAGGAACAACGUGUUUAUGGGAUGAUAUUAACUCCCUCCAAACUAUGUACUCGAUGAGUCUUAAAAAGACAUGCAAACGCGAUAGAGGUAUUCCUGGAGCAACAUUUGUUGGUCGCCAAACAAUAAAAGUUGAUCGAGCAGGAAGCCAUCCAGCGUAUGAUUCUGCAAUCGAUGGGGCGCUCGGCUCUGAAGAAAAUUCUUUGAUUUCUUUUCCAAUUUGGUCUUAUCGUAACUCAAUCAUUGGAAUUGUAGAAGUUUCAAGACCACAAGAACCAUUUACAGAAGUCGAAGAAGCUUUUGUCAUGCAUUUUACCCAAAAAAUCAAAUUAUUAAGUAAAUGGAUCCUGCAACCUCAAGUUAAUGAUCAGCCAAUAUUCGAUAUCAUUCAAUUACUUAGUCUUGAGCAGUUUGCUGCUGUUUUCAAGUCAAAAAUUACUCAGCUUUUUAAUUGCAGAGUUUGUGAAGUUUGGAGCUAUCGCAAGGACACUCAAGAGAUUACAAUGAUGUCUGACUCCUUAGUCCACAUGCAACCGCCAAAAGGAGGUAUUGUUGCUGAUUCUUUGUUGAAUCAUAAAGUAAUUAACUGUCAACUUAACAAAUUGCAUAGCUGCUAUAACAUGGAAUUCGAUUUCAAAAACGAUGAAGCUGUUCUCGUCGUUCCUGUCAUACAAUCUCAAGUAAAUUAUGAUUAUGCAGUCUGUAUUCGUGGUCCAAAGGCAAAUUCCAUAUUCACUCGUUAUGAUGAAGACCUUUUGAAGAAGAUCGCACCUUAUAUUGCUCUUGCUUUCUCAAAUUCAACAUUACAUUCGGAAUUCUUCAACGAUUUCCAGAAUUCCAAGUUCGAACAAGAUGGAUUAGCUGCUCUUCUUGAAGUUGCUGAAGUUCUUUCUUCACAACUCGAUAUUGAUAAGCUUACAGAAACAAUUAUGGAAAAGGGCAGAACAUUAACGAAUGCCGACCGUUGCUCUUUGUUCUUAAUCAAUGAAACAGGUGAGAGAUUGAUUACCAGCUUCCAACAUGGUCUUGAUACUGCAAUUGAUCUUCCAAUCAGAAGAGGCGCUGUUGGAUUGGCCGUUAAAGAGCAGAAAGUUGUUAACAUCGCUGAUGCCUAUCAGGAUCCUAACUUUGAUCGCUCAACAGACAUAGAAAGCGGAUAUCAUACGAAUACACUUUUAUGCGUUCCCAUUUUCAACCAGAAAGGCGAAGUCAUUGGUGUUACAGAAAUGGUUAACAAACUUGACGGAAAGCCUUUCUCAGAAUGGGAUGCGAAAGUUAUUCAGAUCUUCAACGUUUUCUGCGGAAUUUCCAUCCAAAAUGCCAAACUUUACAAGGAAAGUGUGGAUAUGGAGACACAAUUGCAGUCAUUCUUCGAUGUUUCUGUGGCAGUUUCGAAAUCAGAGGACAUGAAAGAAGUUUUACAACAAAUCAUAGCCAGAUCGAGAGAUGCCGCUGAAGCAGAACGUGCUUCCAUCUUCUUAUUCGAUCCAGCGAACGAUUGUCUCAAAGUAUUUUUGGCAGAUGGCACAAACGUACCGGAAACAUUGCCAAUGAAUACAGGUAUCGCUGCCCAAUGUGUUAAGCUUCGCAGAGCUAUUGUUGCUAACGAUGUUUACCAUGAUCCGAGAUUUAAUAGAUCUGUUGAUACGGCAAGUGGCUUCAAGACGAACAAUUUGGUUGUCGUUCCUCUAUUAACACCUGGAGGAGAUAUCCUCGGUGUUGUUGAAAUGUGCAACAAGAAAGAUGGUGACUUCGAUGACCAUGAUGCGAAACUUGUUCAAUCAUUUGCUUCAUUUGUAGAGAUGACUCUCGAAAAAUUCGAACUCAAGAACAUCGCAAGCCUCGGAGAAACCGAAAUUGAGAUGUUGAAAUGGAUCGGAGAAAGCGAAAGAGAAUCCUGCACCGAAAUUCCAUUGAGAUUGCGACUGAAAGAAGAACAAAUACAAAACUUGAGACAACUGAAUUUCAUGGCUUUGGAUUGGGAACCGAUGGAUAGAAUCAAAUCCAUUAUUUACCAAUUUUAUUCGUUCGGAAUUCCACAAGAAUUCAGGAUAUCCAACCAAAUGCUGUUCAGAUUCAUUUGGGAAGUCAUGAGAACAUACCAUUCAACGCCAUACCACAACUGGAUUCAUGCUGUCGAUGUUGUUCAAUAUGUUUCUUACGAAAUGAGAUUGGGAGAACUUGAAAAUAUUUUCACGAAAUUUGAGAUUUUCGCAAUGUUAGUUGCAGCUGUUUGCCAUGAUGCAGGACACUCUGGAUUCAACAAUAUCUAUAAUGUUAAAGCAGAAACACCAUUAGGUAUAUUGUUCAAGGAACAAUCAGUUAUGGAAACUUACCAUUGUACAGUUGCAAUUUCCAUUUUGACAAGGAAAGAAUGUAAUUUAUUCCACUCAAUAACUGAAGAAGCACAGAAACAGAUGUGGACAUUGAUCAUCAAACUUAUAUUGGCAACAGAUAUGGCUUUCCACUUCAAGAUGGUCAAGGCAGCAACGGAAUUCAUGGAUGCUGGGCCUUUCAAUCCUAAUGAUCCUGAACAAAGAUUAAUCGCUUUCCAGUUGGUCCUCAAAACUGCUGAUAUUUCUAAUGUUUCGAGGCCAUUCAAAGUCGCUGAUAAAUGGUGCGAUGUUUUGUGUGAAGAGUUCUUCAGACAAGGUGAUAAAGAGAAGGCUCAAGCCUUUGGUUUGACAUCGCCUUUGAAUGAUAGAGAUAAUCCUGAUAAACCAAAGUCUCAGAUUGGUUUCUACAACUUCGUUUGUAUCCCUCUUUACAGUGUGAUUUCUAGGAUUUUCCCGAAGUUUGAGGUCAACUUGAACUCGGUGAAAUCUAACUUGGAAGUAUGGAAAUCACUUUCUCAGCCUCAGCAACAGGCUCAACAACAACCAGCUAAGAAAUAA
Messenger RNA from Trichomonas vaginalis G3, 3273 nucleotides. Its product is annotated as cyclic nucleotide phosphodiesterase family. Lineage: Eukaryota; Parabasalia; Trichomonadida; Trichomonadidae. Bases 1 to 3273 code for a protein of 1090 amino acids. The transcript has a single exon. Gene Ontology annotation, molecular function: protein binding; 3',5'-cyclic-nucleotide phosphodiesterase activity. The record is from RefSeq and is a predicted model, not a curated record. Gene Ontology annotation, biological process: signal transduction.